Scophthalmus maximus (turbot) is the source of this 4206-nucleotide messenger RNA. RefSeq names its product vitellogenin 3, phosvitinless (gene vtg3). Gene Ontology annotation, biological process: lipid transport. Gene Ontology annotation, molecular function: lipid carrier activity. The transcript is spliced from 28 exons. The record is from RefSeq and is a predicted model, not a curated record. NCBI's taxonomy places the organism in Eukaryota, Metazoa, Chordata, Actinopteri, Pleuronectiformes, Scophthalmidae. Bases 69 to 3902 code for a protein of 1277 amino acids.
GCGAGAAAACCCACACCAGUAUAUAAAGGAAGCAUCUGAAAUGUUUGCUCCCACUCCUCAGUUUCACCAUGCGGGGGCUCCUACUCAGCUGCCUUGUGGCCCUGGCCACAUGCCAAAGUGUCCAUUAUGAGCUCGGCCUCAAUCCUAAGAAGACGUACGAGUACAGAUAUGAGGGAGUGGUGAAUUUUGGACUGGGCAUGCCAAACGUGGCUGAGUCUGGUGUGAGACUGGCGUGCAAGGUCAAGAUCGUUGGUGUGUCUGCACAAACCUUCGUCCUUCAGGUCUCCGAUUUAAAUUUCGGGGAGUUCAAUGGCUUCCGGGGGAAAAACGGCUUUGACGCCUCCCCGAAGCUCACCCAGCGCAUCGCUGGCCAGCUCGUCAAACCCUUCACGUUUGACUACGCCAGUGGACACGUUGGUGACAUCCGCGCCUCUGCUGAGAUCCCUGACACCAUCGUCAACAUCGUGAGAGGGAUACUGAGCUUCUUCCAAGUCACCGUCAAGACCACGCAGACGGUCUAUGAACUGGAAGAGAUGGGCAUCCAUGGCAAGUGCCAGAGUAACUACGCUACCGAAGAAGACAAGGAAACAAAGGACAUGACCAUCACUCAGGUUGUGGACCUGAGUAACUGCCGGGAGAAAGCAGCCAUCUACAGGGGAAUGGCGACUGCCGUGCUCGACCAAGUCGCCAAACAGAGAGGGGAUUCGAUCGUUUCAACGGUGAGAUAUGUUUACACGGUCAAGCCCACGGCAGAGGGAGGCCUCAUCACCAGGGCUCACGGCCUGGAGCGACAGUACUUCAGCCCCUUCAACGUGAAGGGUGGCAAUUUCAAGAUGCAAGCAACGAAGGAAAUGGUGCUGCUCGGUGUGAGCGACACCGAGGCGACUGUCGCGUCGAUCGGGGUCGUGGAGAGCAAGGGCGACCUCGUCUACAAGUUUGUCAAUGCCAGAGUUAACAUCCCCAUGUUGAUGCAGAACCUGGAAGACCCCGUGCCAAAGGCUGUAGAACUGAUCAAGCGUCUGGCCGAGGCUAACCGAUAUCAAAUUGACAGUGCAACAACUGAAGACUCCAUAAAGGUGUACCAACUCUUGCGAGUGAUACCUUACGAAGGAUUAGAGAACAUGUGGACGCAGUUGGCCGGAAAUAAAUACCAGAGACGUUGGUUUUUGGACAUGAUUGUUGAGGUCGGCGAUGCCAGAAUCCUAAAGUUCCUGGAAAUGAGGUUCCACGCUGGAGACGUGUCUGCAGAUGAAGCUCUGGAAACCUUUGUGGUGGCCAUUAACCACCUCCAGGCGAUUCCCGAGUUGGUUGAGAUGGCUAAAAUGUUCCUGAAUAUUCCCUUUUGUAAAUCCAACAUCUAUCUGUGGCAAACCAUGGUGCUUUCCUAUGGCUCUCUGGUUUACAAGCACUGUGCCUACAAUACACCCUGCCCAGUAACUGCUGUUCAGCCGCUGCUGGACAUGGCCAUGGAGGCUCUGAAGAAUGCCAACGAGACGUACAUGGUCGUCGCUCUGAAAGCUCUGGGGAAUGCAGGUCAUCCAGGCAGCAUUAAAACCAUCAUGCGCUUCCUCCCCGGUGUGGCCGCCGCCCCCGUCGAUCUGCCGCCUCGUGUGCUGAGCGCUGCCGUGCAGUCUAUGAGGCUCAUAGCUGCCAGAGACCCUCAGAGUGUCCAGGACAUCACCAUGGCUCUGUUCCUGCAAAAGGCCCUUCCCACCGAGAUCCGCAUGCUGGCCUUCAUGAUCCUGUUUGACACCAAGCCGCCGAUGGCUCUGGUGUCCACAGUGACGACACAUCUGCAGCAGGAAAAAGACCUCCACGUCAUCAGUUUUGCGUAUUCCUACCUGAGCAACUUUGCCAGAUCCCGUACUCCAGACAAUCAAUACCUCUCGACCGCCUGCAACGUAGCUGUUAAAAUCCUGGCCCCUAAAUUUGGUCGUGUCAGCUAUCUCUACAGCAAAGCCAUGCGCAUGGACUGGUUCAAUGACGAUUUCCUAAUUGGCACAGCGGCAGAAGUCUUCAUGCUAAGAAGUGUAACCAGCGUCUUCCCCACUGAAUUAAUGAUGAAAUCAAAAUUUUACUUCAUUGGCCGAAUUCUCCAGCUACUGGAGUUUGGAAUCCGUGCUGAAGGAAUUAAGGAGUUAUUUGGCACCAGCAUCCCUGGAUUUAGAGGAGAUCUAGGUUUCGGUGACUUCCAGGCUAUUUACAAUGUGCUUAAAAACUGGGAAGUUCUGCCCAGCGAUAAGCCAGUCCUCACGGCUUACACAGGCGCCUCCGGACAAGAGUGGUUCUAUGCUGAUUUGAACAAAGAUAUGUUUCAGUACAUCAUCAGGGCUGUCAGUCCUGCUGCGGGGAAGGAAAGCCCUCUGUGGGCGGUGAUUGAGAAUUUACAGCGGGGGGGAUCCUGGCAUUGGACCAAGCCUUUCCUGAUCUUUGAGGUUCGCUUCUUCCAGGCUACAACCCUGGGUCUCCCACUGGAGAUUAGCAAAUAUUAUGAAACACUCAAUGGAAUCUCUGUCAACGCUAAAGCUGCAGUGAAUCCACCAAUGUCUGAACGUCUGGGACAACUCCUGACGUCUGAAGUUUCGCUGGACAGCGAUGGUUUUGUUGGCUACACAAAGGAUUUUUGGCUUUUCUACGGGAUCAACACAGAACUGUUCCAGUGUGGCUCCGAGUUGAAGGCCAAAUUCCCCAUCGCUAUUCCAUGGAAGUUUUCUGCCAAGAUUAAUGUCAGAGAAAAGAAGUUUGAACUCGACUUUCCGCCAUGCAAAAAAGAGAUUGAAAUCAUUUCAGUCAGGUCCAAUGUGUAUGCAGUUUCCAGGAACAUUGAAGAGCCUGCUAAGGAAAAAAUGACCCCAAUGGUUCCGACAGCUAUUGACUCCAAUGAUGAAGUCACUCUCAAAGGGGCCACAAUUGUGAGGCCUGAGUCAGAUCAGAUGAUGAAGGAGAGAAACAUCUGGCAUCCACAAACCAAAAUGUGUACGGAGAGUCACAUUUAUGGAGCUGGUGUCUGCGUGGAAUCUGAGAUAAGGAGGGAGUACUAUAAUGAAGAAUACCCCUUGUACUAUUUCCUGGGAUACACACACUUGGCAUUCAAAAUAGUCCCAGCCCAGACAAUCAAAGCUGUUGACAAAAUCCACUUUGAGGUAAACGCCGGCUCGGGCCCACAUCAAAUGAACACACGUCAACUUAUGGAGACACUGAGGAGGCUUUCCAAGGAGGCCGCUCAGCACCUAUGCAUGUCCUCUGAUUCAGCCUCAAGCGUCAGAGACUCUCAUCACAACCAUCACGACAGCCUGGUGGAAGUCUCGGACUCAACACCUGAGGCUCUGUUCAACAUGAAAGCUUUUGCCCUGAGUGACAAUGAGAAGCCUCAGGGUUAUGACGCCGCCAUGUACUACACGCCCGAGGCAAAUAUUAAGAACACCCAACUGAUCGUGUCCCAGGUUGGAGAAGACACAAACUGGAAGAUGUGCAUGGACACCACUGUGAAUGCCCACACCGAGGCACAGGCACACAUCCGCUGGGGAGCUGAAUGUCAGUCCUAUGAAAUGUCAAUGAGAGCUGCAACUGCACAUCUGCCUGGUGCCAUGCCAACGAUCAAGGCCAAAGUGCACUGGACCAGGAUCCCAGAGAUGAUGGCUGAGUUGGGCAGAAAAAUUGAAAGCUACAUCCCAGGCAUAGCUUUACUUCUUGGAUUCAACCAGCAACAUGAGACCAAUGCCAAGCAGGAGGUUUCUGCAUCAGUUGUUGCUGCCUCAGCAGACAGCGUCAAUGUGAAGAUUAGAUUCCCAGAGUAUACAGUCUACCGCCAGGCGAUUCCGGUUCCACUACAACCUGCCAGUUUUCAGGAGUUUCAACACGACAACACAAACACAACAAUAGAUGGAUUUGGAUAUGCAUAAAAACAUCAGGACAACAAUGCCCAGAUGGAAUCCAGAUGCCUCUUUUCACGGCAAUAACACUGCAGCGGAAAUCUCACCGCCGCGAUUCAUAAAAGAUGUAUCAGUUAUGCCUCAGAUGUCACCAGUUUGGAAAUAACCUGUAAAGGUAUUGAUUUAUUCAUUGAGAGGCAUGUUAAUAUUUGAACACCCUCUUUUGAAGAAAUACCAUGUGAUUUCAUGUUCUGAAAUGCUGUAUCUUUAUAAUAGCGGAUUCAUAAUACUUACUACUAUUGUGCUAAAUCUAGGAUUAAAGUAAAGAACAACC